CAUCUUUUUGCCACUAUCUGAGUUAAUUUUUGCUUCCAACACCAUCAGAACCACCUUCACCACCACACACAAUGCCCAAGGCCUCCCGAAUAAAGAAAAACGCCCCUCCUCCAGCGGGCUACGACAAAGUAUCGCCUACAUUAACCAAACUCCAGGCCAAGUUGAAACAGGCUCAAGUGGCCCAGUCCGUCAGGACAGGGUCCUCUGCAUCCACCAAGCAGCUGUCGCUUUGGCCAAUUAUGCAAAUCAACCACCAAAUCUCUCGCUACGUCUACGACAUGUACUACAAAAGGAAGCUCAUCUCGCGAGAGCUCUACGACUGGCUUCUCGUUCAGUCCUAUGUCAAUGGCGACUUGAUAGCCAAAUGGAAGAAACAAGGCUACGAGCACCUUUGCUGUGUGCAGUGCAUUAUGGUUCAAGACAAGAACCACAAGAAUGCCUGUGUUUGUAGGGUGCCCAAGGCUACUCUUCUCAAGAACGGUGACGAGGAGUCCACCAAAGCUGUCGAGUGUGUCACCUGUGGGUGUAGGGGAUGCGCAAGCACGGAUUAGGGGUACUUGAGGAGAAUAAAAUACAUGGUAUGCUAAGGCUAUUUGGGAAUAGUAUCUACCUAUUUCAUAAGUCAGGGAAUUACUUUUCUCAAACUCACUACUAAUGUGGCAAAUUGUCCCUUAUGUGUUGAGUAUUGGCUGGAACUGACAGAUAAGUUAUGGAGCAUGUUUGGAGGAUGCCAGAGAUUAAUACACGGUAAUCUAAUAGAGGAGCAAAGAAAGCA
Messenger RNA from Suhomyces tanzawaensis NRRL Y-17324, 775 nucleotides. It is a transcript of the gene BUD31, whose product is annotated as U2 snRNP complex subunit. NCBI's taxonomy places the organism in Eukaryota, Fungi, Ascomycota, Pichiomycetes, Serinales, Debaryomycetaceae. The coding region runs from base 72 to 551 and encodes 159 amino acids. The transcript has 2 exons. The record is from RefSeq and is a predicted model, not a curated record. Gene Ontology annotation, cellular component: nucleus; spliceosomal complex. Gene Ontology annotation, biological process: mRNA splicing, via spliceosome.